UCUGUCGAUACAAAUAAAUAUAUUAUUAUUUGAUAAGAAGAAUUCCGUUAGUAAUACAAACAUAGAACCCUUCUGUAUACUCACGUCGUUAUUUUUUUCAAGUUAAACUAUAAAUAAGUGUAUAAUACAUGUAUGAAAAAUUUGUAGUAAAAUUCGUACAUGAACAAGGUAAGCGUCAUGGCAAAACACAUUGUAGUGGCAUUAUUUGUGAUCUUAUUCAAUAUUGAGAUGAAUAGUGCAGGAUCUGUCCAUUAUGUGAUAACGAGAGAUACAGGUAUAGCACAAUCUGUAGCUCCAGCACUUGCACUUGAGAAGGGAGGAAAUACUUUAUAUUACUUUGGAUAUACAUUUAAAGGUAAUUGGUUUCAAGCAAUGGAGCACUGCAAAUCACUUAAUAUGGACUUAGCUAGUAUAGAAUCAGCGCAAGAAAACGAUUUUCUUUAUAAUCAAAUGAGAGAAUUCCUUGGCGGUGGAGCCGAAUAUUGGUUUUGGACAUCAGGAACUAUAUUACCAGACAACAAAUGGGUAUGGAUGAGGACAGGCAGACCAAUUCUCUAUUCAAACUGGUUCCCAAAUCAACCUGAUAAUUCUGGGAAUAACGAAAAAUGUCUUGAGGUUAGAUAUCACUACACGAAGGGUCUUCAAUGGAACGAUAACAAUCAAAAUACGAAUCGCCAUGUUCUUUGUGAGGCUAAAAUUACAAAAUCGGUGUCAGAAAUAAUUCCUACGCUUUGUAAUUUGACUCACUCUGUACGUUCUUUAACAUAAGUUUUAAACAUACAAAUUAUAAAUGCUAGCAUAUUUUUUAUAUAACUGCAUUGUUUGGUUCUUGUUAAUUACGGUAAUACAGUCUACAACAACCA
Diabrotica balteata is the source of this 863-nucleotide messenger RNA. The record is from the annotation of a GenBank genome assembly. Lineage: Eukaryota; Metazoa; Arthropoda; Insecta; Coleoptera; Chrysomelidae.